CUCCUCUUUCUCCAGAUGACACCAACUAAAGCAGGAGGAGCUUGGAGGAUCUAACUGGCAGCUGUUUCCAGAUCAGCUGGCGCCUGGUAAUUCCCCAAAGCUGGCUAUCUUGAGAUCCAGGAGGUGCACCAAAUUGCCGGAAGGUACCCCCUCGGCCUUGGCACAUGGAACCAUGGACGUCAAAAGGAAGACCAACCAUACAUAUGCCAUCUCAGAGAGUCCCAAUCUGGCCAAUCUGGAGCCUGGGGAUUUGAUCGAAAUUUUCCGCUUUGGUUACCAGCAUUGGGCCAUCUAUGUGGGAAACGGCUACGUGAUUCAUCUGGCUCCGCCAACUGAGUUUGCUGGGGCGGGUUGUGCCAGUCUGAUGUCCACCCUAACGGACAAAGCCUUGGUGAAGAAGGAGCUCCUGAGAGACGUGGUUGGCAAGAACCGGUACCGGGUCAACAACAAGCAUGACGCCAAGUAUCCCCCGUUGCCCUUGGCCAAGAUUGUCCACAGGGCCGAGGAAAGAGUGGGCCAGGAGCUGGAGUACAAAGUCACCAGUGAAAACUGUGAACACUUUGUCAAUGAGUUGCGCUAUGGAGUAGCCAAGAGUGACCAAGUCCGAGAUGCCCUUGUAGGGGUUGGCAUUGCGGGUCUGGGCUUGGCUGCCCUCGGACUCUUUGGUGCCGCCGUGGUGAAGAAGAAGAAGAACCAACAGAACCAGUAGCAGAACCAAUAACAGAGACUCUGAGAAAUUGUGCUCCCAUGACUUUUUCUCCUGUUUCUUUUUUUUAAAACAAUGAAAUAAUGACUUCUUAAAAUGAGUUGCGACUGUUUGGGGCCACACUCCAAAGCUCCCUAGAGAUCUCUAAACUGCCUGUUUUGAGGACAACAUUGGUUCCUUGGGUCUGAGGUACCAGUAAGUGUUCACGGUCCUCAUGGAGUGGAUGGGAUGAGACAUGUGUUUUAAUGCUACUGUGGUUUGGACAGUGACUGGGAUCAUUUCCAGCAAGCCAUCUGUAGAUUAAGCUGAGAGAAGAGCCUAAAGGUUAUCUUGUAAACUCAGAUUUUUUGUGGGUUUUUCAGGCUAUGUGGCCAUGUUCUAGAAGGGUUUAUUCCUGACGUUUCGUCAGCAUCUGUGGUGUUGGCAUCUUCAGAGAAUGCUGGCAUGGAAAAUAUAUAGACCCCACU
Messenger RNA from Sceloporus undulatus (fence lizard), 1173 nucleotides. Its product is annotated as phospholipase A and acyltransferase 3-like. The record is from RefSeq and is a predicted model, not a curated record. The transcript has 5 exons. Bases 173 to 709 code for a protein of 178 amino acids. Gene Ontology annotation, molecular function: glycerophospholipid phospholipase A1 activity; A2-type glycerophospholipase activity. Gene Ontology annotation, cellular component: cytoplasm. Lineage: Eukaryota; Metazoa; Chordata; Lepidosauria; Squamata; Phrynosomatidae. Gene Ontology annotation, biological process: N-acylphosphatidylethanolamine metabolic process.